This is a messenger RNA of Pungitius pungitius (ninespine stickleback), 5223 nucleotides long. RefSeq names its product adaptor related protein complex 2 subunit alpha 1 (gene ap2a1). The record is from RefSeq and is a predicted model, not a curated record. Gene Ontology annotation, cellular component: AP-2 adaptor complex; membrane coat. Gene Ontology annotation, biological process: intracellular protein transport; clathrin-dependent endocytosis. NCBI's taxonomy places the organism in Eukaryota, Metazoa, Chordata, Actinopteri, Perciformes, Gasterosteidae. Gene Ontology annotation, molecular function: clathrin-cargo adaptor activity. The transcript has 22 exons. Bases 747 to 3698 code for a protein of 983 amino acids.
CGUGCGGGAAUGCGUCGCGCGGUCACGCUGUCGGAUUUGCUGUCACGAGCCACAUCCAUCCGCUGAGUGGAGUCUGGAGAAUCAGAACGGACAUCUAUUAUACAGCACCUUUUAUUUACCACAUUAAGAGCGCGAUAAAGAGAUCAUUCCGUAUCGCCGACUGGCUGUUAAGACCGUCGACUUUAUUCCGGUUAGCCGGUGAUGUAUGCCAAGCCUCGAAUGAUAUUGCUAGCUAGCUGUUAAGCUAGUUCCAGAGUGCUUGACUCGGAGUAACUUGAUGUUAUAUUUUCGGACACUAAUUCCACCAACACAUCUGACCGCCUUAAUCUGAGAGACAUCCAACUGGGCGGUGGCUUUACAUCGAGUGAUUUGUCAACCUUCAGUGUUUAGUGCGUCGCAUCUAAUCUUAGCUAGCGUUAGAUAAAGAUUGAAUGAAAUAACGUUAGCUUGUCUUAGCCAGCGGAAACGAGCCAGUUAACGGGGAUAACGUCAAUGUCUCCUGCUGCUGGGUGAUCCACCGCCAUCCAGCUAAUCUAGUGAAUGCUAUCCGAGCUAGAAGCCCGCCAGCAGACACUGGGUUUGGUAGCGAACGGCCAAUCGUAAAGCUAUAACGUUAGCGCACCACUCGAGCUACCAAGUAGUCGGCUAACGUUACUACUAAACGUCCGGUGUGAAAAGCUCACCGACGUCAGUCCAUUUUACGGAUAACGUGAAGGCCGAAGUGAAGAAGACCGGAACCUGCGAGAAUGCCGGCUGUGUCGAAAGGAGAUGGAAUGCGCGGAUUAGCGGUUUUCAUCUCGGACAUAAGGAACUGUAAGAGCAAGGAGGCCGAGAUCAAACGGAUUAACAAAGAGCUGGCCAACAUCCGCUCCAAGUUUAAAGGCGACAAGGCUCUCGAUGGCUACAGCAAGAAGAAAUAUGUCUGCAAGCUGCUCUUCAUCUUCCUGCUUGGACAUGACAUUGACUUUGGACACAUGGAGGCCGUCAACCUGCUAAGCUCCAACAAGUACACUGAGAAACAGAUCGGCUACCUGUUCAUCUCGGUGCUGGUAAACAGCAACAGUGAGCUGAUACGUCUGAUCAACAACGCCAUCAAGAAUGACCUGUCCAGCCGCAACCCCACCUUCAUGUGCUUGGCGCUUCACUGCAUUGCCAACGUGGGAAGCCGCGAGAUGGCCGAGGCCUUCGCCAGUGAGAUCCCUCGGAUCCUGGUUGCUGGUGACACAAUGGACAGCGUGAAGCAGUCUGCUGCUCUGUGUCUGCUGCGCCUCUAUAAGACCUCUCCUGACCUGGUGCUGAUGGGUGAGUGGACAUCGCGUGUGGUGCACCUGCUCAACGACCAACACAUGGGUGUGGUGACAGCAGCCAUCUCUCUGAUCACAUGUUUGAGCCAGAAGAAUCCAGAUGAGUUCAAGACUUGUGUUUCCUUGGCUGUUUCCCGACUCAGCAGGAUUGUGUCGUCGGCGUCCACUGAUUUGCAGGAUUACACCUACUACUUUGUCCCAGCGCCGUGGCUCUCUUGCAAGCUGCUGCGCCUGCUGCAGUGCUACCCUCCACCAGAAGAUGGCGCUGUCAAAGGCCGGCUGGUCGAGUGUCUGGAGACCAUCCUCAAUAAGGCCCAGGAGCCACCCAAGUCCAAGAAGGUGCAGCACUCCAACGCCAAAAAUGCUAUCUUGUUUGAGGCUAUCUCGCUGAUCAUCCACUAUGACAGUGAGCCGAACCUGCUGGUGCGAGCCUGUAACCAGCUGGGCCAGUUCCUGCAGCACAGAGAGACCAACCUGCGCUACCUGGCUUUGGAGAGCAUGUGUACUUUGGCCAGCUCUGAGUUUUCCCACGAAGCCGUCAAGACCCACAUCGAGACCGUCAUCAACGCUCUAAAGACGGAGAGGGAUGUGAGUGUUCGCCAGAGGGCAGCUGAUCUGCUGUAUGCCAUGUGUGACCGCAGCAAUGCCAAGCAGAUUGUGGCUGAGAUGCUGAGCUACCUGGAGACCGCAGACUACUCCAUCAGAGAAGAAAUGGUGCUGAAAGUGGCCAUCCUAGCAGAGAAGUAUGCAGUGGAUUACUCCUGGUACGUAGACACCAUUCUCAACCUCAUCCGCAUUGCUGGCGACUACGUCAGCGAAGAGGUGUGGUACCGCGUCAUUCAGAUCGUCAUCAACCGAGACGAUGUGCAGGGCUACGCCGCCAAGACGGUGUUUGAGGCCUUGCAGGCUCCUGCCUGCCAUGAGAACAUGGUGAAGGUUGGAGGCUACAUUCUGGGAGAGUUUGGUAACCUCAUUGCUGGUGACCCGCGCUCCAGCCCCCUGGUCCAGUUCAACCUUCUCCACUCCAAGUUCCAUCUGUGCUCGGUGCCAACCCGUGCCCUGCUGCUGUCCGCCUACAUCAAGUUCAUCAACCUGUUCCCGGAGACCAAGGCCACCAUCCAAGAGGUGCUGCGCUGCGACAGCCAGAUCCGCAACUCCGAUGUGGAGCUGCAGCAGCGUGCUGUAGAGUACCUGAAACUUUCUUCCAUUGCUAGCACUGAUGUCCUGGCCACUGUCCUGGAGGAGAUGCCGCCUUUCCCCGAAAGGGAGUCGUCAAUCUUGGCCAAGCUGAAGAAGAAGAAGGGGCCGGGUGCUGUGUCUGUGCCUGACCUGGAAGAUGGCAAACGGGAGGGUGGGGAGUUGAAUGGGGGGGGCGAGCGGGGGCCAGACUCGGCUGCCAUGUCGGCCUCCAAUGCAUCCACCCCAUCACCCUCCGCAGACCUGCUGGGGAUCCGGUCAGCAGCUCCCAUGGGUGCUGCUCCUACCAGCGCCGGCAGCCUGUUGGUGGAUGUGUUCUCUGAGGCGGGGCCUGCUGCACCCUCUGCUGCUGUGAACGACGACGGCUUCCUCAGAGAUCUGGAACCGCCCACUGAGACCUCUGGUUCCCUAUUGGUGGAGGGCUGUGGUGACUCAGACUCUGCUCCUCCCUCUGAGGAUCCUGCUACUCUUCUGUCUGAGGCAGACGAGCUCCUCAACAAGUUUGUGUGCAAGAACAACGGGGUCCUGUUUGAGAAUCAGCUGCUGCAGAUUGGCAUCAAGUCCGAAUAUCGUCAGAAUCUAGGGAGGAUGUACUUAUUCUACGGGAACAAGACGUCGGUGCAGUUCGCCAGCUUCACCACCACAGUCAGCUGUCCUGGGGAGCUCCAGUCUCAGCUCAACGUCCAGACCAAACCAGUGGAGCCGGUGGUAGAGGGCGGAGCCCAGAUCCAACAGGUCCUCAACAUAGAGUGUCUGACUGACUUCUCUGAGGCCCCACUGCUCAACAUCAAGUUCAGAUACGGUGGUGCUCUGCAGAACCUGAGCCUCAAGCUGCCAGUCACCAUCAACAAGUUCUUUCAGCCUACUGAGAUGACUUCCCACGACUUCUUCCAGCGCUGGAAACAGCUUAGCCAGCCUCAACAAGAAGCACAGAAGAUAUUCAAGGCUAACCACAGCAUGGACACUGAAGUCCUCAAGGCAAAGCUACUGGGACUAGGAACGGCCCUGCUGGACGACGUGGAUCCGAACCCAGAGAACUACGUGUGUGCUGGAGUGAUCCAGACCAAGGGCCAGCAGGUCGGCUGUCUGCUGAGACUGGAGCCUAACGGCCAGGCACAGAUGUACCGUCUCACUCUGCGCUGCAGCAAGGACUCGGUGUCCCUGCGUCUCUGCGAGCUGCUGGCCCAGCAGUUCUAGAGUCCAGACCUCCUCCGUGACCAGUACUCCCACCCGCCCCACCAGCGUCCUCUCUCCUCACCCCCCUCCCCGUCCCCCAACAAAAAAUCUUUGAGUAAAAGGUGUAACCUACAUAAGGGAAAAAGCAGCCCCUGCUAGCAGCAGAGGCGACAUUGUUGUCGUUAUUCUCGUCCCAGAUUCUGAUUCCUGUUCAUCUUCUACUUGUUUAUUAACAUAAUGCUACAUUCUGGUUUUUGUUGUGUUUACCUGUGUUGCUGGGGCCUGUGUGUCCCGGUCCCAUGGUUGAGCCGGGGGUAUCAUUCUGCUCAAUCCUGACUGUAGUAGUAAUGCAGGGGGUGUGUGUGCGUGCGUGUGUGUGUGUGUGUGUGCGUGUGUGUGUGUGAAGAGAGAGAGACAAAGAGACACACAGCAUUUAAAUAUGGUGAGCAUUCCUUGAAGUCAAAUGAGUGAAGCUGUUGAAUUAAACGCAUGCACUCAUUUCUAACACGUUCUAAUGAGGCCUCCAUGAAUCCCCGUGGGUCUGUUGAGACUCAUUAGUGAAGGGAGAACUGCUCCAGGUUAUCAGGACUCUGAUCUGCCCACUCAUUUCCGUCAAGCAUUCCUUGUGACAAUGCACUUAAGACGUUGGGACCCUCUUUGAGGCCCCCAGCGUGAUUCCCCUGAAUGCCCCCUCUCCUUGGAGCCUUUUAAUGGCAGCCUUUCAUUUCAAAGAAGUAGUCCACUUGUUCAUGUUGUGUGUGUAAAUACGUGCCAGUGUAUUACUUUAUCCCUUUUAGGAGACAUUCCCAUAUCCAAGUCUCUUGAGUAGAAGGAUGGCCCAGCGCGGACCCUGUCGAGGACUUUUACACCCAUCUGGGAUGGUUCCAGGUUCUUGCCAUUGAAAAGCUUUGGGAAGCGUCUGAGUCGACAUCCUAGAUGCACCACGAUCUCCUGCAGGAUAGAACCGUUUAGAGCCAGGCACUCAAGUUCUAGGCAUCCAUCCCAUUAUAUAUAUAUAUAUAUAUAUAUAUAUAAAUAUAUAUGAAUAAGCGUAUGCAUUUAUUCAAGAGACAUGGGGAAGGAAAACAGAUGUGUACGCAACCACUACACUAAAAGUUUAGAUCCAUGCGUCCACAGCUUUCCAGCGCUUCCCUGGGCUUCCUCUCAUGGACGAGCACGGAUGCGCUAGGCGAGGACAAGAUGUAAGACACCCAGAUGUCCAUUACAACUACAGGUGUGUGUGUGUGAGAGCGAGAGAAUGUGGUUGUCAGCAGGUAAGAAAAUAAGCCGAAAGACAUUUCUAAUACAUGGUCACAUUACAUUCUGUGGCUGCACAGCAAUCCCAGAUCAUUGAACUUUGUAGUGGAAAACAUAGUCAUUCUGUGUGUGUGUGUGUGGUUGCGUGUGUGAGUGUGUGUAUAUGCCGUAUCCACUAGCUAAUGCAGCCUCAUGUAUCGGUGUUAAGAACCUGUCCAAUACCUGUGUUAGAAUUAAGAUUUACUCUGUAAUGAAAAAAUGUGAAAGUAAAACUAUGCCAUAUAUCCGA